Messenger RNA from Saccostrea cuccullata (small rock oyster), 3484 nucleotides. RefSeq lists its product as uncharacterized. The record is from RefSeq and is a predicted model, not a curated record. Bases 329 to 2797 code for a protein of 822 amino acids. The transcript is spliced from 4 exons. Lineage: Eukaryota; Metazoa; Mollusca; Bivalvia; Ostreida; Ostreidae.
CAGACCAUUCUAUUGGGCCAUUAGAGUUAGAAACUGGACAGGUGUGUUAAUUAUGUCUAUUGCUGCCUGUAAUCUCCUGGUGUGAACUAAUGGGGGUGGAGGAGAUUGGAGUCCAUUUCCUGUUUUAUUGUUUUGGAUACUAAUUAUAUAAUUACCCUACCCCCUGGGGGCAAGGAAAGAUAAAAGGAGUUUAAUAGGUUACUCAUUAAAGCAAUUAAAAUCCACUCUUUUGGAUUUGAUAAAGGAAUGCAGAGAACCCAAGAUUAGGAAAAGCUGUGAUUAGAAUUUUUCUUAUGUGGCAUAUUUUGUUGGAUUUAUUUGAUUUAGAAUGAGGAGUAACAUGUUUUCUUGUGAUUUUGGAGAUGUCUCAAAUAUCUUUGAUAUUUUUAAAAGUCAGGAUUAUUACCCUAAGGAUAUAAAAGAACACUUCAGGAAGAAAACAGAAUCACCCCCAAUCGUGUCCCAUUCUGCAGUACAGAAAUUCGUCAAAAGCUUCAAAAAUAAAUUCAACCGACCAUCGACAAGUUCAUCAUGCAGUCCCAUCAUCAAACAAGAAGAACCGGACAACCAACCCCCCAGAAAAGUACUGAAGUUAGAGGGAGGUCACUGCAGUGUGACAAGGCAGGAAAAUGGCCCUCCGAUCUACGAGGUCAUCUCGGACGAUGAUCUUCCAGACCUGGAGGAGGAAGAUUCCAGCAGUGGGUGGUGGAAGACAGAGAAGGUGAAGAUGGAGAAGGAUGAACACAAGGUGGUGCUGGAGAGUCCAGAAUCCCCUCCCCCCGAAAGUCAGCGGUGCUCGACACCAUUCCAACACCACCUGGAACCUAUCAGAGUGCCCCUGUACGAGGAUAUCUCUUCUGAUGAAGAUUUUAGAGUGGACAUUCCCCAGGAGAGCAGCAGCAGUGUGAUAAUACUGUCUGAGGAUGAGGAGAACUGUACCAUAGUGAUAGACAGUCAAGACAGCCAGGAGGAGAGUGUUCAGGAAUCGCCAAGCAAAAUCACUCACCACCAGGAGAAGAGUGUUCAGGAAACGCCAUCCAAAUUCACUCACCACCAGGACUCGCCAUUCAAGAAACUAGAGAUUCAGCAGAAAACCCUCCCCAGCUCAGAUUCGCCGUCUGCUCCAUCUUCUCCUGGGGUGGAAAAUUUCUUCAACAAGAACACCAAGAAAAAGCUGGCAGAUAUUUUGAAGCGAGUUAGCUCCACCAAGUCCUUGAGUAGCAGCAACCCUAACUCGCCACCGCCUAGGACACAGAGUUUAAAUUCUUUGAGCGCAGUAGCCAAUCAGAACGAGCGACACUUCCUUGAUAUUCUGGAUAACGCUGAAAAUGAGGCAGAUGGAAUGAGAGAUUCUCUGAGCCAUGUGGAAGACAAAAUUAAACCAGAUGUUAAAAUUGGAAAACCACAGAGGAGGCGGAAAGUUCGUGUCAGACGACAGACUCAAGAAACUAGUGAGAAACCGUCCCAAGAAAAAGCCAGCACUAGUGGCCCUUGUGUGCUGGAAGUUUUAAAACCAUUGAGAAUUUCGAUUCUAAGUGAUGAUGUGGAUGGGACAUUGUCAGAUGCACUCAGUAACCUUCAUGUUAACACUAUCAAUAGUUGCUUUGAAGAGGGUACUGCUUUCUUAGACCAGGGACUUCAGUUUAUUCAUGAUUAUUUAGAUAGUCACACAAUUCCGAAAAAUAUAUUCUUGGACAUUCUGAUCAAAGGAUUGUUGGAGAGUAGGGACACACAGAUCAUGUUGAAGUCGUAUAAAAUUUUGUUACUUAUUCAAGAGAAAAAUCCAGAUGUGUUCUCAAAAAUAGACUGGGAAUUGCUAAAAGACUUUAUGAAAGAGCUGUCCAUUGGUGGAGGCUUGUCAAACCAAGCACCCUUGAUUCUUCAUAUGGUGGGUCUAUUCUUGAAAGUCUUGAUUACGUCAUUCGAAGAGGAGCUUCAUAGCAUUGACUUAAGGGACCCAAGGAAGCUUAGACAGACUAAAGUGUACAAAACACUUUCUUAUGACUGUGGAUAUUUAAAUUUGAAAGAACUAGUCAAUUGGAUCCGGUGUUCUGUAACCAGUGGGGAGUACCCCGAGGUUCAAGAUGCAUUGUAUUUAAGACAAUUGGUGCCUGACCAGGAUCUCAAAGAGCUAAACCUGAAAAGACAGGAAGUGCCCAAAAUCCUCCCUUUAAUGCAGAAACUGUUAUCACUAGGAAUUUCUGUUUCAUCCUCACCUUUAGAAUGUGCCAAACUCGUUAGCUCCGAGUUGCUUAGGACAUACAUAUAUCUCACUAGCAUAAAACAUAAACGCUUACUCAUCGAGACCAUGUGCUCAAAUAUCUUGAGAUUCCGUCUGAUCUCGCUGGUACUGCUGAGUCACUGUGAGGAAACAUUUGAGCCUGGCAGUGACCUUCCUCAGGACUUGAGGAGCAUUUACGAGUGCUAUUACUGUGCCCUCCCUCCUCGAUACUCGCCCUUGACCCCACCCACGACCCCCCAGUCUGACGAUGAGAACGGGUCCGCCACCCCCCAGGCAGCCUACUUCUCUCCCACACAGGUGGAGGAGCUAGCCAUGAUACUAUACUAUGCCACCCAGAGUUAUCUACAUUGUAAGAAAAGAAAAGGCCACAAUACGCCCAGAAGAAAAGCCGUAAUGAGUAAGUCAGAACUGAACAGUUUACCUAGGGAGGAUGACCGUGACCUUCAACAGCUGCCCGCCCAGGUGGAGGAGCUGAGGGGGCACCUACUGACCCUGACCAAUGACCUCACUGAGCCUACUCAACUGUAUCUGAACCUAAUGUUGUGUUUGUGUUAGGAACAUUUUGGUUUACAAAUAGAAUAUCUAGCAGUGUUUUGAGUUAGGGGGCUAUUAGACAUUCAGGCAACAAUAUGGCUGUUAUACAGUGGAGAAAUGUAUUAUGUAAGCAUGUUUCUUGUUGGGAGAGGAAAGUCAGUUUAAUGUUGGCCUUCAUAGUUGACAGAUAGGUUUUGCAUUAAAGGUAGUAUACCAGGCUAUCUCUGCAUUAAACUUCAAAAGACCAAGUCUACACUCAUGAUAGAUAUGUGUAUUGUACCAGAUAUUCUGUUAGACUGCAUGAUAAAUCUAUGAUGCAACACAUUCAUGCUUGGCUAGACACUUGCAGCAUAGAAAUGGAAAUUUUCUGGUGAAAGUGUAUAUUUUACGUGUGUAUGGUUUACAUGUUAAAUAAUCUACACCCUGGAAUGACUUGAAACAUUAUGCAGCUACGUAAACAAUCUGCCAUUAUUACCAUUAUACAUGUUGUAAUAUACUGUCAACCAACUAUUAUUUUCGUCAUCUUUUAAUGCGAUUCCUCAGUUUGAAAUCAAUCCGGGGCAAUUAAUUUUCACAAAUAAAGAAACAUUUUUUUACAAAAACAAAGAAAAAUAAAUGAUUAAUAUUCACGACUUUAAGUAGGUCGCGAAACUCGCGAAUAUUUCUUGCAUGCGAAUAAAAGUUGGUUUACAGUAGUUUUAUUUAGUG